AGCACCUUCUCACAAAAUUUAGAUCUUGCCGAUGGUCUUAGUGAACAGUGCCACUGAAUUGCAACUUCCCUAGUGUUGUAUUCAAUCCCAAAUCAUCUAAAACUUUCUCAGCUUCCAAACAGUAAAGCAGAAAUCCACAACCCAAUUAACUCUCUCUCCAUAUUUCGCAUUUUGGGUUUUCGCUCCCACUCGUCGAAUUAAAAACCCACGACGGCGCAAUGUCGACGAAAGCCACACCGGACGAACUUGUCUCAACAUCGGAGCUUCUUACACCUUCAAGCUCCUCGCCUCGUCUUCUGGAGAUCCUAAACUCAAUAUCCACAUCAAUUGAAGCAGGGGGAGAGCCUGAACAAUCUCAAAAGUUGGUGUCAGAUUUAAUCAGCUUCCUUAAUUCGGUCUCUGAUGAGGCUGUUUCAGACCCAGAUAACGAAAAUGCCAAAAACAAGGCAUUUGACGUUCUCUCACAACUUCACCAAUAUGUUUGUUCUCCUUCAUUAAACGAGGCAACAGUUGAUGCACUGUCGUUUGAGCUGCCUAAAGCAGCUUCGAGGUUCGGAGGGGUCUCAGACAAAUGCUUGGUGAUUGCUGGUGAGGUGAUCGACCGGUUUGUGUCAUUGUGUAGUCCACGAGAGAUGCUUCCCAUUCUCUGUGAGGCAUUAGAUUCCCCAAGUGAAAUGAUCAGUGGUUCUAGUUAUUUUGUCCCUCUUCUAGCUGGGCUUUCUAAAGUUCUUAUUUCCAUUCAGAGGCGGCACUUUGAGCAACUAAAAACAGCAAUUCCCAUUGUCCUUAAAGUUUUAAAGGUUGUGUCUUCAGAGUUAGACAAUGACUGCACAGAACUGAAAGAUCUUUAUGAUGGAGCUUUGAGUAUAGCGAAUUCAGUACAUUCAGUUUGCGUAAAACUGGAGGGCAGUGUAAAUGAGAAGAUUCGUGCUCUACUUGGCCUAUAUGUCCUGCAAAUUAUGGCUCUGGCCUCAUUCAACGGGAAUUUUAAGGUGUCAAGCUCGCAAUACUUGGUAGCACAACUAUCAAGUUUCUUACCUUAUUGUGGUCUGUCAUAUCUUGGCUUAAUAACUGGAUCUGAUGUUGACAGAAUGAUUAGCACUGCCUUUGGAGAGGAUGUAGAUGAAUAUGUGAGUUGCUUGUCCUAUGUCAAACAUGGUGCAGCUCUUUCAGUGAUUUGGGGUCAUAUUUCUGAUGUGGCCGUGACGGCUGCCAAGGAAGACUUGGGUGUUCUCCAGGUGGAACUUCAAAAUGACCGGAUGAAAAGGUGGGACGCUAUUGGGAUGUUAAAACACAUACUCAAUUCUCUCAGUGUGCCGUGGGAAUCAAAGAAAUGUGCCAUCAACAUCUUGAUUUGCAUUACAGAAUCAAAUAACUCUCAGAAGUGUGAUGAAGAACAGGCUGACAACACGUCUUAUAUGCCCAAUCUUUAUUCUGCUCUGCAGGCUGUUCAAAAGGUUAUUAUGUUUGCGCCUGAUUCAGAGUUACGGAGGCAUGCCUUUAAUGCUUUCAAGAGGAUACUUGCUGAUGUUCCCACUUCUCAGAGGUUUGACAUUUUGAAAGCUUUGAUCACAAACAGUGAAUCUCCCUCGAUGAUUGCGAUCCUUUUAGAUAUUGUCAAAGGGGAAAUGCACAAGGACAGAGAGAAUAAAGCACACCCACUUUCCCCCUUUUGGAGUGCCAGUGUCCUUGAACUGGUGGAGUUAGUUCUAAGGCCUCCGAAGGGUGGACCUCCACCCCUUCCCGAGCAUGGUGAUGCGGUUCUAUCUGCGCUCAACUUUUACCGAUUUGUGUUGAUAACAGAGUCAACAGGAAAAACUAACUACACUGGAGUAGUGUUUAAAAACAAUUUAGAAAAGGCGUACAACGAGUGGCUUCUACCUCUAAGAACCCUGGUGAGUGGCAUAGUGGCAGAGAAUGAGGGUGAUCAUGAUGAAAUGACAGUUGACAUACUUUGUUCUCUAAACCCAAUUGAAUUGGUUUUGUACCGCUGUAUCGAGCUUGUUGAAGAAAAGCUUAAGCAAUCUACUUAGAGCUGUUGUUAAUAUUUAUCUUAUUACAUUUUCUUUUCCUUCCUAAAGAACGAAAAGAAAGAAAGAAAUGAAGGGCAGCUGGUUUUAAUUGCAUUACAAAAUAGUGUGUUUGAAUUUUGUCUCUUUCUACUAAUUCCAUUAAAGCUAAGAGUGAAGGAGGGCUAUUCUUUUUGUGUA
Molecule: messenger RNA, 2210 nt
Organism: Humulus lupulus (European hop)
Lineage: Eukaryota; Viridiplantae; Streptophyta; Magnoliopsida; Rosales; Cannabaceae
Product: aberrant root formation protein 4
Exons: 14
Coding region: 219-2033 (604 amino acids)
Cellular component (GO): cytoplasm
Molecular function (GO): ubiquitin-protein transferase inhibitor activity
Source: RefSeq, a predicted model, not a curated record